This is a messenger RNA of Hyalella azteca, 1074 nucleotides long. Its product is annotated as collagen alpha-1(I) chain-like. Bases 1 to 1074 code for a protein of 357 amino acids. The record is from RefSeq and is a predicted model, not a curated record. The transcript has 3 exons. Lineage: Eukaryota; Metazoa; Arthropoda; Malacostraca; Amphipoda; Hyalellidae.
AUGCUGGCGUCAGCUCCACGACACGACCACGUCGUGGUGACGAUGCUGGCGUCAGCUCCCACGACACGACCACGUCGUGGUGACGAUGCUGGCGUCAGCUCCCACGACACGACCACGUCGUGCCGCACGCACACUAGGACUCUAGCUGCUCCAUUCAUACGAGCGAUCCUGGGUGUAAAAUGUGGCAAGUCUGGUGAAUGUGGAGAAUGUGGCAAGUCUGGUGAAUGUGGAGGAUGUAACAAGUCUGGUGAAUGUGGAGAACGUGACAAGUCUGGUAAAUGUGGAGAAUGUGGCAAAUCUGGUAAAUGUGGUGAAUGUGGCAAGUCUGGUAAAUGUGGAGAAUGUGGCAAGUCUGGUAAAUGUGGAGAAUGUGGCAAGUCUUGUGAAUGUGGAGAAUGUGGCAAGUCUUGUGAAUGUGGAAGAUGUGGCAAGUCUGUUGAAUGUGGAGAAUGUGGAGAAUGUGGAGAAUGUGGCAAGUCUGGUGAAUGUGGAGAAUGUGGCAAGUCUGGUGAAUGUGGGGAAUGUGGCAAGUCUGGUGAAUGUGGAGAAUGUGGUAAGUCUGGUGAAUGUGGAGAAUGUGGCCAGUCUGGUAAAUGUGGGGAAUGUGGCAAGUCUGGUGAAUGUGGUGAAUGUGGCGCCGCGCCCUUUGUCCUCCCGGCGUUGCACGCUCCUCGUUUCCUCUCGCCCUUCAUUGGAGCGCCACCAUCGUUAUCUCCCCAGCCCAUGCCCCCAACACCCCCUCCUCCCACCAUCGUUAUCUCCCCAGCCCAUGCCCCCGGCGCCGCGCCCUUUGUCCUCCCGGCGUUGCACGCUCCUCGUUUCCUCUCGCCCUUCAUUGGAGCCCCGCCAUCGUUAUCUCCCCAGCCCAUGCCCCCAACACCCCCUCCUCCCCACAAGUCUCAGUCACCACACGACGAUGUCGCUGCAGGGGAAAGCUCUGAAGCCGCCAGUUUUUCAUCGCAAUAUGCAAAUGCGCUGGGGUCGGAGUCGAGUGCUGAAUUGCUUUGCUUCUUUCACUCGAGCAAAAUUGGGAGCCCUCGAUAUUGCGUUUCAAGUGUUGAAGCAAUUGCCUAA